This is a messenger RNA of Marmota monax (woodchuck), 769 nucleotides long. RefSeq names its product suppressor APC domain containing 1 (gene Sapcd1). The transcript is spliced from 5 exons. Lineage: Eukaryota; Metazoa; Chordata; Mammalia; Rodentia; Sciuridae. The record is from RefSeq and is a predicted model, not a curated record. Bases 83 to 769 code for a protein of 228 amino acids.
CCAGGAGACUUCUUGAGAAAAAGCUACUUAAGAAAGGCCCUGUGAAAAUAGAAUAAAGAAAUGAAAGAGGGGUCCAAGAGAGAUGGUUUUCCCCCUUAUCUAUGAACACCUCAGCCUUAGACACCACAGAAAGGGGCCAGAGAGGCAGAAUGGGUGUGAGGGAGGGGUUGAGGGGAGGGACCAGCUCAGGCCACAGCAGAGGGAGUGGCUGCACCUUCCUCACCUCAGAGCCAUGGGGAGCCAGGGUUCUGGUGGGCAGCCCCUGGCACAGGCUCCCUACACAGUUCUGCUGCUGCCACUGGGAACAAGCCGAGAAGACCCCGGGGCCCAGAGCUUUUUUCUUUGGCUGCAGAGGAUGCAGGCUCUGGAGAGAGAGCAGGAUGCCCUGUGGCAGGGCCUGGAGCUGCUGGAACAUGGCCGGGCCUGGUGUGAAGACCAUCUGAGGGAGGCACAGCAACAGCAGCUGCAUCUGGGAGCCCUUGGUGAGAAUUUUCUAACAGAUUUACACUCAGAGCCUGGCGGCCCCCAGUUAGCCCAAAUUCAAAAAGUGAACAUCUGUUUGCAGAAUCUGAUUCAAGGAAAGUUCUCCCCACAUCCAUUGAACAAGGCCAGUUCCUGCACCACCCAGAACUGGAAGGAAGAGCCGUGGAAGCAGAACUUGUGGCAGCAACAGGAGUUAUCAAAGCAGCAGAAAGGAAACAUCCAGUCUCAAGAGGAGAUGGCUCAGCUGAGCUGUCUCCAGGGGCAGAGAGGCCCUACCCUUGUGUAA